This is a messenger RNA of Funneliformis mosseae, 543 nucleotides long. Lineage: Eukaryota; Fungi; Glomeromycota; Glomeromycetes; Glomerales; Glomeraceae. The record is from the annotation of a GenBank genome assembly.
AUGUUACUGACUGUAAGGAAAUUGGACGAAGAAUUACAUUAUGAGGCAUUAGGACGUUUUUGGUGGCAGUCACGUUACGACAAUAUGUUAUAUCCUAUACGUUUAGGGAUAAAAACUCUAGUUACACUUAAGAAAACUGACUUUAUAAUUACUGUAGUCAAAGGAAAUUCAGUUUCUGACUUUCAGCCUGGCUAUAUAUGUGAAGCAAAAGGUAUUGUUAGUUCUGUUGAUAAUACUCCUUCUGGGGCAAUUAACUUUUUGUACCAGAGAUUAUUCAGUUCAAAAACAAGAUUUUUUAGUCUGCUAAUAUGUAGUUAUAAUAAUAAGGAAAUUAAUAAACAAAUUUUAGAAAAUAUUCCUUUUCAACCAUUUAUAUUAACGGUUGAAAAAUUACAAAUAUUUGUUGGAAUGAUAAGAAUUUCUGAUCAUAAAGAUUUGGAAUAUGCAGGUCCAGGAUACAUGUCAUCUUUUAUUUAUGCAAUUGGUGAACAAAAAUACAAAUAUUAUUUGUACAAAAAAUUCACAAACGACAUUGUUCAGUAG